This is a messenger RNA of Ostrinia nubilalis (European corn borer), 3216 nucleotides long. RefSeq names its product putative metabolite transport protein HI_1104 (gene cts). The record is from RefSeq and is a predicted model, not a curated record. Lineage: Eukaryota; Metazoa; Arthropoda; Insecta; Lepidoptera; Crambidae. Gene Ontology annotation, cellular component: membrane. Gene Ontology annotation, molecular function: transmembrane transporter activity. Bases 177 to 1718 code for a protein of 513 amino acids. Gene Ontology annotation, biological process: transmembrane transport. The transcript is spliced from 11 exons.
UUGAGGUGCGCACGCGUCACUGUUGCAACCUUUGACUGCCCGUUAGUGGUUGUCAGCAGUUAAUAGGUUCGGAAUUCGAAAAUUCAAAUUUGAAGUUCGAAAUUUAAAUUGCGCGCGCGAAGUGUGUUGCAUGUUUGAAAUUUUGUGUUUUUGAGCUGGUGUUUGCAUAAGUCAGGAUGUUUCAAAGCGGCAUCUUGGCCAAGCUGGAAGGCUUCUACAAAUGGUAUGUGCUGGGACUCGUCUCCGUCGGCUACAUACUGGGGGAGCUUGGACACUACCUCAUAGGCACAACGUCGAAGGUGACAGCUGAAGACCUCCACUACGGUGACAAGGCGUGCAUGCUGAACGCGACACAUCUCAGCCUCAGCCAGCUGCCGGUCAUCUGUGAGAGCGUCAACUCUACGGACAUAUGCGAGUCCCUUACCCUGAACGGCACGAGGUACUGCGAGUGGGGCUACAAUGGACUGGGUAUAGACUACCAGGUCUUGGCCGGACCUGCCUUCAUGGCUGUCUUCACUGUGGUGGGUGUCAUCCUUGGAGUCGUCGCUGAUAAAUACAACAGGGCCCGCGUCCUCUCUUUUUGCACGGUCGUCUUCGUCAUAGCGAUCCUCCUCAUGGGCACCGUCAAGGAGUACUGGCACCUGGUCAUCCUCCGAAUGAUCAUGGCAGCAGGAGAGUCCGGCUGCAAUCCUCUGGCCACUGGCAUCCUCACAGAUCUCUUCCCUGAGCACCAGAGGGCGUUGGUGCUCUCGAUCUUCAACUGGGGCAUCUAUGGAGGAUAUGGUAUAGCUUUCCCUGUGGGAAGGUAUAUACCCGAUCUUAACGCUUGGGGACUGAGUUGGAGAGUGUGCUACUACGGAGCGGGCAUCGUCGGCAUUGUCAUCGCUGUACUGACUUUCCUCACGCUUAGGGAACCUGAGAGAACCACUAUUGGAGAAGAAGGCGCUGGCAAUACCAAAGGCGGAGAUUCCACCCUGGAAUCAGGCAAGAAGAUGCCGCAAGUCACCAUCUGGCACGUCAUCGCGCAACCCAGGAUCCUGCUGCUGUGUAUUGCUGCCUCCAUCAGACAUUGCGGCGGUAUGUGCUUCGCAUACAACGCGGAUCUGUACUACCGGGAUUACUUCCCCGACGUGGACCUGGGCUGGUGGCUGUUCGCCGUCACCGUCGGCAUCGGCUCCGUCGGCGUGGUUGUGGGAGGAGUCAUCUCCGACAAAUUCGUCGCCAAAAUGGGCAUCAGAUCUCGAGUGCUGGUGCUGGCCGUCUCGCAGCUGAUCGCUACUCUUCCCGCCUUCGGCUCCGUGGUCUUCGGGCCCCUGUGGGCCAUGAUCACCCUGGCCAUCUCUUACUUCUUCGCGGAGAUGUGGUUCGGCAUAGUGUUCGCUAUCCUGGUGGAGAUCGUGCCUCUGUCAGUGCGGUCCACCACCGUCGGAGUCUUCCUGUUCGUGAUGAACAAUGUCGGAGGCAACCUGCCGAUCCUGGUGGACCCUGUGGCUAAAGCUAUUGGAUAUAGGGAGGCCAUCAUGAUCUUCUACGCCGGGUUUUAUGGGAUCAGCAGUAUCCUGUUCUUCCUGACCAUGUUCCUCAUGGAUGGACCAGUAGAAACCAGCGAAGCCACCAGCGCUCCAAAGACCACAGGUCUCGACAACCGAGCGUUCACCCACGAUGAGACCAAAAGCGGGAGGAGUCUACCUUCACUCCCAGAUGAUAGUCGGUUGUAGAUCGUCAAUUGACUAGGAACUUUAUAAAAACAGUGACGUAUUGGGUUUCAAUUUUGAAUUAUUCGUAUGUAGGUAGGAAGUUGACACGAUUAGUCAAUUGACGUACUUUUUAUGAGCGACUAAGUUUAAUUCAGUUUCAAGAAAUCAUUUUUUCUUUAAGAAUGAGAAAUUAUGGCGUCAAUAAUUUCAGAGUGCGAAAGAAUUGACUAAUUUUAUCGAUUCCCAAGUUACUAAAUCAUCUAAUUUAAAAGUCAGGGCUAUAAUGAAGUGUUUUAGAGAAGUUAUGCAUGGGAAUUGUUGAUAAAGAAUGUCAACUACCUAAUUCGAUUACUUAGAGCCGUUUUAUAGCACGCGCGCGCGCGGUUUACUUCUGUCACUGUGACAGUAUGUAUCUCUUUUUCUCUUCAUAAAAGGGUAAAAGAAACAGAUAUACUAUCACGGAUAGUAAGUAGGUACUGCCACUGUCGGCCACAGGCCCACGGCGACCAAAAAUUCAACCGUGUGCACGCGCUUUUACUUUGUAUGAUUCCUAUUGGCAAUUGGCAUUUUUUACGGUUCAAAUGUCAGUUACUGGUAUUUUGCAAUAAAAAUGUGUAUUCUGUGUUCUGUCGACUGGAAUGUGGUACAAAAAGCCAAGCUAAGAAGCACUCUAUUUGGCCAAGAAUGACUAGGGCUCUAUGUAAAUUCUUGGCACAAACUUAAGUUUAAUUAAUGUUUUUAUUUUAUUUUAAUUGAAGUACAAACUGAGUUCAAAUACUGCAUUAACAGGUUAAUAUAGUUUAUUAACCCAUUCCCUGUCAAUGAGUAGACUCUUUCAAAAAAAUAUGACUAUGUAUCAUAUUUGAUUCAUUUGACACGAAGGGAUCUACCCUAUUAAAUACACAAGUGACCAUAAAAUAACAAAAAUAAAAAUUAUAAGUAAGUAACUUGGUAUUUAGCUGUAAGUUACUGAGAGUGAUCAGUCUUUAAAAUUGUUUAAUUGUGUCAUUGGGUUACAACAACCUUCAAUAAUACAUAAAAUCUCAAGUUCAAUUAACUUUUCUUUACAAACUACGAUACUUAAUUGGCUAUUUAGUAUAGGGAAAUGAACACUGUAUUUGCAUAAUCUCAAUAAAAUGCGUUAAUGCUUUAUAUAAAUUUGAAUCUCAUGUAAAAUAGCAAUACUAAGAGAAUGAGCACUUAGUAUUAACAUUUUUAUGAUGUUUCUAAUUAGAUAUUCAAAUAAAUAAGUACUUAAUAUGCAAUAAGUUUUUCAUACAUAAAAAUCCAUGGCUAUCAGGAAUUUCGUAGUAAAGUUUGAUCAGAAAAUACCAAAAUAUGUUACUUACUACUAUGUAGUUAAUGAUAAAGUUAAGUCUAGAAAAUACAGAUUUUCUAAUUACUCUUAAUAAUAAAAAACAUAAUGAAAGAAGCAGUUUUUGAUGUGAUACGAAUUUUGUACAUAUUUAUUUUUUGUUAAGCAUCUAGUUAUUGUAAAUAAAAUAAAAUGUUCAAUGUU